This is a messenger RNA of Miscanthus lutarioriparius, 1536 nucleotides long. The record is from the annotation of a GenBank genome assembly. Lineage: Eukaryota; Viridiplantae; Streptophyta; Magnoliopsida; Poales; Poaceae.
AUGGCUCAUCCUAAUCGUCUCAUGGGGAAGCACCACCAGGAUGAGUGGAUGGAGGAGGAUGAUCUGCUAGGUGAUAUGGGGCAUCAUCAAUCUGAAUGUGAUAAAGAACCUGUAUGCUACAAAUGCAAGCAAAAGGGGCACAUGGCAGUUGAUUGCAGAAUCAGCAAGAAGCUCAAAAUAUGUGGAUUCGGUAUCCUUGGCCAAGGCUUCUACGCCAUUGACAUCCUAGAGGCAAGAAUCAAAGUGGCUCAGGCGACUGGUUUUGUAACUGUGUUAGAAGGUGAUGCUUCAGAGGAUAAAAUAGCUAAGGAAUUAAAGAACCUUGUCAGGGGAGACUGGAAUUUCAGGGUGAAGAAGACAGAUAAAAAGGAAUACAUGGUCAUGUUUCCUGACAAGAGCACAUUAGGGAUCUUUGCCAAACUGUUAGAGUUUGAGAUGCCCCUCUAUGGACUAAAGGGCAAAAUUGAUGUUGCCAAUUUUGAUCCUGAGUCUUCAUCAGUGCUACAUACAGUUUGGGUGAAGAUAUCCAAUAUUCCUGGGACUGCAAAAGAUGUAGAAACUGUUAGGGAAAUUGCUUAUUUGGUGAUUGAACCAAUUGUAGUCGAUGAGGUUAGUUUGAUCAAAGCUGGUCUUGUGAGGGUACAGGGGAGAUGCAGGAACCCUUCUCUGAUUAAGGGCUCGAUUGAGGUAUUUUUCAAUGGCUCAUGUAUUCCUAUUGGUUUUGAAGUAGAAGAUCACAAGGGUCUAGUCAAGGGUGGCAAAGGUGGUCCUCCUGGUCCAGGGGUUGGGAAACCUGGGGGGCCAGACAAAUAUCAGGAUAAUCACCAACAAGGGGAUAGGAAGAGAGGAACUGAUAAAUUCAAGAGAUUUGGCAAGAUUGAUAGGGACAUGGAUUCUAACCAAGAUGAUUCGAUGGAGGACUACUUGGGUAAAGGAUCUUCAGGAAAUCAUAGUGAGAUUGGCAAGGAAGCUAUGGUUACUCCUCUGGUAGCUUCUCAUCCUGAACUGGGACAUAUUUCCAUGAAUAGAAGCCCUAUUGUGGAUGGGCUAGGGGAGCUCACCCAGGAGGAUAAUGUGACUGCCCAACUGGAAAAUAGUGAUACUCUAUCUUUAGGGAAGGAAGCUGCUGAGGGAGACAUUCACAAGACAAAAUUGGUGAAAGAGGGCAUCAGGAACUUUGAUAAACAGCUUGAAGAGGAGGAUUUCAUGGAUUAUAUUUCUGAUCAAAGGGUGGCAGUCCCCAAAAUCCAAGAAGUCCAAGAAGAAGAACAUGCACAGCUGAUGGUAGCUACCAGAACAAGCAGUCGGGUGCCAAGGGAUGGCAUACUUAUUGCUACAAAGGCCGCUAAUAGAGCCAAAGCCAUGAACACUAUAACAGGUGCUAUUACCACAACAAAUCCUUUUACUGUUCUUAACAAUGCUUCUACUGCUUUCUUAGAGAAGGUUAUUAUAGAUUUAGACAUUGAGGUAGAAAAUGUUGAGGAACAAAUUGAUAUCUUUAGGGCGGAGGAGCUUGCUAGGGCAGCCUAUUGCUGA